CCAUCACCGACGCGCUGGUUGGUGGUGGGGUCACGAACUAUGACCUUUAACAGAAGAAAACCAAAACAAACAUUUUUAUAAAAAAGACGAGAGCGCCAAAAUCAGUGAGCAGUGUUGACCGGAGACCUCACUAAUGUCCUUACAUCAUCAGGACCAUGAACCUGAAUCUGCUCUCGCAGCAGAAACUGGGCUCUGAGCACGAGGGAGAGGGGUCAUGCUCUCCUUCAGACUCAAUGAUGAGUGAGUCACCACAGCGCUUUCAGGUCAUCUCCACUGAACCUACCACAACACCACAGCGAAUACAGAUUGUAACCGACCAGCAGACAGGUCAGAAGAUCCAGAUAGUGACAUCAAUCAAGCCCCCUAGUGCUCAGAAACAACAAUUCAUUCUGACUACAGCUGACAGUUCAGGGGCAAGCAAGGUUAUCCUGACCUCAUCAGACAGCCAAAAUGCUAAGCAGCUCAUCUUCACUGCUGCAGACAGCCUGCUGCCUGGAAGGAUACAGAUUGUAACAGACCCAGUGUCAAUGGAGAGGUUGUUUGGGCAGACAGGGGACUUGGGGCGAGCACAGCCAGUGGAGUACUGUCUGGUGUGUGGGGACAAGGCCUCAGGUCGUCACUACGGAGCGGUCAGUUGUGAGGGAUGUAAAGGCUUCUUCAAGCGGAGCGUGAGGAAGAACCUGACGUACAGCUGCCGCAGUAAACAAGACUGUGUCAUCAACAAACACCACCGCAAUCGCUGCCAGUUCUGCCGGUUGAGGAAAUGCCUUAAUAUGGGGAUGAAGACUGAGUCUGUCCAGAGUGAGAGAAAGCCCAUCGAUGUAUUGCCCAGAGAGAAGCAUGCCAACUGUGCUGCCUCCACCCAAAAGAUCUACAUUCGCAAAGAUCUAAACAGUCCACUUAUUGCCACGCCAACCUUUAUCUCAGAUACAGAGACAGAUGGCUCCAGAUCCAGCCUGCUGGACCAGGGGAUGCUGGUUAAUAUCCAGCAGCCGAUCAUCCAGAGUGAUGGAACUCUGCUGCUGGCUGCUGACUCAAAGAUGGAGUCUGGUCAAGGGGACUUGGGGACACUGGCCAGUGUGGUAACAUCAUUGGCAAACCUGAGUGACUCACUGAAAGAGAAUCUAAACAACAGUGAUACCUCGGACAGCCAACAGGAGGAGCAGUCUGCCAGCGAGAUAACACGUGCCUUUGACACCCUGGCCAAAGUUUUCAGCCCAACUGAAGUGGGUUCCGGACAGAGACUGGCAGAUAAGUCACAUUGUGUGGGUGGAACAACCAUUCAGCUGAUUGGCCGAGACCAGGAGACCCCCAUCAUUGAGGUUGAAGGACCACUGCUCACAGACAGCCAUGUUGGUUUUAAGCUGACCAUGCCAAGCCCUUUGCCCGAGUAUUUGAAUGUACAUUACAUCUGUGAGUCGGCGUCAAGACUUCUCUUUCUCUCCAUGCACUGGGCACGAUCGAUCCCUGCCUUCUCAGCUCUUGGUCUGGAGGCACACACUUGUUUGGUGCGAGCCUGCUGGAAUGAGCUGUUCACUCUGGGUCUGGCUCAGUGCGCUCAUGUGAUGAACCCAACUAUCCUCACUGCCAUCAUCAACCACCUUCAGAGCAGCAUCCAGGACGACAAGCUUUCGGGGGAGAGGGUGAAGCAGGUGAUGGAGCAUAUUUGGAAGUUCCAGGAGUUCUGUAACAGCAUGUCGAGGUUGGACACGGACAGCUACGAAUAUGCCUACCUGAAAGCUAUUGUAUUGUUCAGCCCUGAUCAUCCAGGUGUGGACGGCAGCGGGCAGAUUGAGAAGUUCCAGGAGAAAGCUUUGAUGGAGCUGCAGGACUAUGUGCAGAAAACCUAUCCAGAAGACACCUACAGAUUGACUCGUAUUCUGACUCGUCUCCCAGCACUUCGCCUCAUGAACUCGAGCAUCACAGAGGAGCUCUUCUUCACUGGCUUGAUCGGUAACGUGUCUAUUGACAGCAUCAUUCCCUACAUCCUCAAGAUGGAGACGGCUGAGUAUAACAGCCAGGACUCUGACCCUUCAGAAUGACAACCAAUCACUUCGACACUCCAGCACCCAGAACUUUCAAAUGAGUGAGUCUCCACUUCAGGUACGCUGUAAGUCUCUCAUAGGGUUAACUGUUGAACCCAGGUCCAAAUACCUGCAGGGGACCCCUUGUUUUCCUACAAUACAUGGUGCAUAGUCAUUCAGGAAUCCCUACAUGAUUAAAAAAAAAAAAGAUAUUCUGGUAUUUGAAAUCCAGUAUGACACUUGGAAUGUUUUCUGAUGCUCAGGCAGUUCAGUCAUCUUGUGUUUUGGGCCUAAACUGGGUAACUCUGAGCUGAAUUCAAAACAGGAAUCCUCUGCAGCUUCAUCUGUACUCAUCCCCUUGAUGUUUUUAAAGCACUUACAAAGCCUUAUCAUGCUCUCAUGUCGACCAAAUUCAUAAAUGAUCUUAAGUUUAUUUCAGAUAUCAGAUACAUUUGAAUGAUAAUAAAAACCUAAUAGAAAUCUUAAAAAGUCAAAGUAUAACUGCAUCUUUUUAAAAAGCAGAAUCUGAUAAAAUAAAGUACUAACUCUUAGGUGUUUUAAACUGUUAAGGAUGUUCUAGUGUUGGUAUUUGGGAACAUGAGUGCAUCAGUAUAAAGUGGUAUUUCAAUGACAGUGAUUUGGUGUUGACAAUUGAGGCUGUUACAGAGACCACUUGAUGCUCUUCUGAAUGUCAUACUGCAAAGAAUUGAAGACUGCUUGGCAUUAUUUUCUUAUUUUUAUGUUUUCAAACUGAACAGGACUGAUGACUGAACUUCCUAGGAGAUAAAAGCGAAUGAGCUACAGUUCUUCAGGUUGAAUAAAAAUACAAUCAUGGUUUGAAUGACAACUGUCAUUUUAUACAACAACUUAAUUUAAACCUGAAUUAUCAAACCCUUUCCAUUUGAAUAUGGAGUAACAUUGGCAAAGCUUUGAGCUACCACCAAGCCCGUUCUUAGCUCAUGAGAACAUGACAAACUUCAGAGGCCUGUGCUUGGAGGUCAGCGGGGUCACUUCAGGGUCAAAUCUGGGCACUACGAAGGUCGCUCACUUCUUACUGGGGAGGAGAUGACCACGUUAACUCGUGCUAAACACCUAGGCUGCAGGUCAUAUUGGGAAUAAGAGAUCCAUUUUUUGUUUCCUGGACAAUUUAAUUUGAAGAUAUCCAUGAAAGAUUGACAUGUGCUUCCCUGAUAACAACAGAGACUUAUAACAGGUUAUGAAAUAUAGUGACACACUUAUGAUGGAGAGAUAUUAUAAGCCUUUAAGUCUCUCUAAGUCAUUCAUAUUUCUGCUCUAAGUAUGUAACAUAUUGCUAUCGGUUGACAGUAGACUUAUAGUUAAUAACCAGCUUUGUGUUAGCUCUAAGCGUGACCUCCUUUUGUUAUGGUUGGUGUAGCCGGAUAAGAAAAGCACUUUCUGCAUAGUACAGGCCUCUGAUGUCAUUCUGUCUUAAAGUUGAACUUCUAACUCACACUCACAACGUCAUAUCUGCCAAAGUAACCCAAAAAAUACGCUAACCCUUUUCAUUUUUUGAAACAUCUUUAAGUCUUGGAGUGUUAUGAUGUGAAGGUACUCUUAUAUAUCGAUAUUAUAGCCAUUAAGUUGCUAAUCACCAGUGCAAUCACCUCAUCACUUUCCCCCGUAUGACAAUCAUUAUAUGUUACUUCCUUUUGUCCCAUUGUUGUCAUAACUGUCUGCUUAAUCUUCAUUUUGUAUGUGUUAUCAAUAUCAGUUAUUUCCUUUAAGGCAUAAGGUAAUCUCGAAGGUUUUUCUUUCAAAAUGUUACUAGUGUGUAGCUCUGCUACUGUUUUUGUACUUGUGUUUGUAUUUGCUAUUUGCUAAGUGCACAUCGAUCAGCUUAUCUGACAUUCCUUUAUGUUCAUGCUGACUAAAACCUUUCUGUUUGUAUGUUUUCUCAUCAUUUAUAAUUUGUUGUGAACAAAUGUGUUUGUUACAUACAAAGUGUACUUAAAGUACUUUCAGGCAGGUUUCCCUGAUAUAAAAAAAAAGACAAAUGAUGGGAGCUGGUCUCAGGUGCACUGAUGUCUUGAAGACUGAAGUCAUACACUGAUGUGUAUCGGCCUACCCACUAGUGGAAUGGUUUAAAAUGAGCAUCCACACCAACAUGAAUGAUGGGGGAUGUAAGCAAGGAGUGUGUCUUGUGUGAAAUGGUGUGUGUGUUAUUUGGGUUUGCAGCCCACACAGACUGUUUAAGGCGCUGUCAUGAAAUGGCCUUCGUACAUGUAAUUUCAUCAAAAUGAGUGCAUGUUGUUUUUAAGCAUUUUAUAUACUUGUUGCUGUCUGCCCUUAUAAGGAGCAUUGUUAUCUUUUUGUAGUGCAUUUCAGUGCAUGACGUUUCUUAAGUGCAUUUUAAAUGAUGUAUGAAAAUUUUUAUUUUAAUUUGAUUGUUGUGGCUUUAAGUAUUUACCGUGAGCAGCUCCUAAACUGCAGAUCAGAUGAGAUUUUUCCAGCUUUGUGGAUUUAGUAUCUUAUGUUUAACAUUUUAUACUAUGUUAAUAUACCUUGUCAUUUUUUUUUUGCACAUGUCAAGUAUGAUCCUUCAAACAUUGAACAACAUUCAAACAACAUUCAUGUUCCGCUCAAGUUUGUCACAACCCUACAUUUCUACCUCAAAGUGAUAAAGAUAUGAAACAAAUGUAUGAAAGACUGAGCUUCUGUAUCAGCAUUCUAGUCUCUGAGGCGGGCUUCUCUGAAGCCACACAUUCUGACAGAAAUAAACAAUUCAUAGUGAAA
Molecule: messenger RNA, 4778 nt
Organism: Labrus bergylta (ballan wrasse)
Lineage: Eukaryota; Metazoa; Chordata; Actinopteri; Labriformes; Labridae
Gene: nr2c2
Product: nuclear receptor subfamily 2, group C, member 2
Biological process (GO): positive regulation of transcription by RNA polymerase II; cell differentiation; anatomical structure development
Molecular function (GO): zinc ion binding; RNA polymerase II cis-regulatory region sequence-specific DNA binding; nuclear receptor activity
Source: RefSeq, a predicted model, not a curated record